Molecule: messenger RNA, 1209 nt
Organism: Striga asiatica
Lineage: Eukaryota; Viridiplantae; Streptophyta; Magnoliopsida; Lamiales; Orobanchaceae
Source: the annotation of a GenBank genome assembly
AUGGCAGCUUCGUCUCUCACCAAUCUCUCUCUGUCCCUUCAUCAGUACACAAGCAAAACCCCCAAAUUUCCUAACCUAAUCCCCUUCAGAAACCCUAUAUUUCAGUCUUCGUCCUCAAUCUCUCUCCACACUGAACUCCGGCAACCUGUCAGAAAACCUUACGUCUCAUCGUCACCCAUAUCGAAAUACUCAAUUGCAGCCUUUCUAUCACCGCCGCCGAAAAAAAUCUCCAAGUACUUUAUGGAGACAUUCGUGGCUGUGCUACUGGGGUCGCUCGUUUUCGUCGGCUUUUUCAAAUCAAGGCCUGUUUUAUCUGAGCCCGUUCGAGAAAGCGUGGUUCUCGAGGAAAUCGAUUCCCAGUCGGAGCAAAGUCGCGAAAAGGAAGAAGAAGAAGAAGAUGAGGAAGAAAUUAUGUGCGUGAAACUAUUGCAGCAAAAUCCGGAAAGCAUCGAGGCUUUGAAAAUGGUGGUGAAUGUGAAGAUGAAGAAGGGGAAGCCUGGUGAGUCCAUGGAGUAUGUGGAGAAGCUGAUCGACCUGCAGCCUAAUGAGAUGGAGUGGAGGCUUUUGGAGGCCCUUUGUUACGAGAUGACGGGGGACCUGAGUAAGGCGAAAAGCUUGUUCAAGGAAAUACUCAAACAGAGCCCUCUUUUACUCAAAGCUUUGCAUGGGUUGGCAAUGGUGAUGCAUAAGAAGAAAGAAGGGCCAGCUGUUUUUGCGAUGCUAGAUAAGGCCUUAGAGAUUGCUCGUCGAGAGAAAAGAGUCAAUGAAGAGCGAAAUAUUAGAAUCUUAAUCGCACAAAUGCAUACCAUAAAGGGGAAUUUUGAGGAGGCCUUGGAGAACUUUCAGGAUCUUAUUGAGGAGAAUCCAAGGGAUUUUCGGCCUUACCUAUGUCAGGUUAUUUCAGAGGUAGAAUAUAAGCUGACCUAUCUGUUGAACCUAAUCAUGGACAUUUAUUUCAUGGCUUACUGUGAGAAUCUAAGUAUGGGUGAAAAGGCAAGCAAGAAAGAAAUAGCAGAAAACGAAAAGAAGAAAAUGGUUGAUUUUGAGGGAAUUGUAUACAGCUUACUGGAGAAAACAAAGGAAGCUGAAGAGAAUUUCGAGAUUUAUCGAAGUCUCGUGCCCGAUGAGUUCCCUCAGAGAGGAUUCUUAGAUGAUGUUGUCUUGGCAGCGAAAAUAGAUUUAAAGCAACAGCUUGAGAAGCAGCCAUGA